AUGACGAUAAGAUCGCGUUUCGUGGAGCCGAUUCCCACAUGUUCCCUUCAGACAUGGAUAUUUGGCUCCGCUACUGAAGAGUUGCCGGAUUCCCAGAAGCCAGUAUUCAUCGAUGCCGAUCGUCCAGAAUCCCAUGUAGUGUCAAGAUCAGACUUCAGGCUACUUUCCAAACGAAUAGCACUGGGACUCAUCAACGUCGGCCUCGAACCGCAAGACCGGGUUCUGGUGUACUCCGGCAAUACCAUUUUCUAUCCGAGCCUCUUCCUCGGUGUGUUGAUGGCGGGCGGGAUCUACACUGGAGCGAGCCCUAACUUCACCGCUCGCGAACUUACACACCAGCUACGAGACUCGGGUGCCAAGUUUGUGUUUGCAGCACCAGAGAACCUUCCAGUCGCCAUUGAAGCCGCCUUGUCUGCCGGCAUAUCACCAAGUAGAGUUUACAUAUUCGGAGCGGAUGAUUACAGAGCUAUCCCGCAGUUCGUCGCUUUCAGUGACGCUCAUAACAACGGACCUCGGCAUUGGACUGAGCUGAUAUCUGAGAACGAAGCCGCAGCUUCAGAUUGGGUUUGGUUUGAGCCGGAGGAUCCUGCAUCGACGACUUGUUGUCUGAACUACAGCAGCGGGACAACCGGGGUACCCAAAGGUGUUGAGGUUACACAUCAUUCCUAUGUCGCCAACUGCGUUCAAGUCAUCAGUCUGUUGGACAAAGCCCCGGGAAUUGAAAAGUUCAGACAGAGGGAAAGGACACUGUGCUUCCUGCCUCUUUAUCAUGCAUUUGCGCAGACAUAUUUUGGGGCCAUCUUUCCUGCUCUGCGUGUACCGAUCUACAUCAUGGCUGCAUACAACUUUGAGAGAAUGCUCCAGCAUAUCCAGAAUUUCCGCAUCACCACGCUCGUUGCCGUACCUCCCGUCCUGGUCAGCAUGGCAAAGAACCCGAUAGCCAAGAAAUACGACGUGUCCAGCCUCGAGAACAUCAGUGGGGGCGCUGCUCCGCUGUCAGGAGACACAAUCGAAGAAGUCGGCAAGAUGUGCUCGCCUAGUGCAUCAGUCAGGCAGGGAUGGGGGAUGACGGAGAUGACCUGCUACAUCUCCAGCUGGGAUCCUAAUGUGAAAAAUGAGAGCGCUUCAGUCGGCGAGCUGAUGCCGAAUCUGUCGGCGCGGCUGAUGCAGCUGGAUGGCAAGACCAUGAUCACGAGGCCACACGAGCGUGGCGAGAUUUGGCUGACGGGGCCGACGCUCAUGAAGGCUUAUUGGAAGAACGAGAGAGCAACGGGCGACACGGUGCAUGUGGAUGCCGAUGGGACUAGGUGGAUGAAAACCGGCGACGUCGGGUUUGUCGAUCGGUAUGAGACGGGCGCACUCUUUUACAUUGUUGAUCGUAUCAAGGAGUUGAUCAAAGUAAAGGGGAUCCAGGUUGCGCCGGCUGAGCUGGAGGCUACCCUGUUAGAGAACGAGAAUGUGUCGGAUGCCGCUGUCGUAGGAGUAACGAUCAACGGGCAUGAGGUUCCUCGAGCUUACGUCGUCAAAUCCGGCGGCUCUCAAAUUACUGCUGAGGAAGUUGCUCAGUGGAUGGAGGGCAAGGUUUCGAAGCAUAAACAUCUCAAGGGAGGUGUUUGCUUCAUUGACACAGUACCAAAGAAUCCGUCCGGAAAGAUUUUGCGUAGGGCGUUGAGAGACCGAGCACAAGAGGAAAUAGGCGACAGAAAGCCUUCCGAUUCGAAACUUGUUUGA
Messenger RNA from Colletotrichum gloeosporioides, 1731 nucleotides. Its product is annotated as Acyl-CoA ligase azaF. Gene Ontology annotation, molecular function: CoA-ligase activity. Gene Ontology annotation, biological process: secondary metabolic process. The coding region runs from base 1 to 1731 and encodes 576 amino acids. The transcript has 2 exons. NCBI's taxonomy places the organism in Eukaryota, Fungi, Ascomycota, Sordariomycetes, Glomerellales, Glomerellaceae. The record is from RefSeq and is a predicted model, not a curated record.